Messenger RNA from Epinephelus fuscoguttatus (brown-marbled grouper), 2724 nucleotides. RefSeq lists its product as uncharacterized. The record is from RefSeq and is a predicted model, not a curated record. The coding region runs from base 1161 to 2681 and encodes 506 amino acids. The transcript has 10 exons. Lineage: Eukaryota; Metazoa; Chordata; Actinopteri; Perciformes; Serranidae.
CGGAGGAGGCGAAUUUCCGUUUGCGACUUCCGUUUAUAUAUAAGUAAAUAUGCUGAACCAUUGCGAUGGAUUCAGGGUUUGCAGUGACGGCAAUUAUGUUCCACCUCGUUAGUUCACCGUACAGUCCGUUUAACCUGGCAACAACUGCAGCCGGCUCAAACGUGAUUGGUUAAUAUCACGCAGACUACAAACAGCCUACAACUGGAAACCAGGGCUCUUCCGCUCUUCUUCCGGAGGCAAGAUCUCCGGGGUUUGCCUACAGACUCUACAUUCACUGAAUGUAGAGUCUGUAUAUAGAGACUAAUACAGAAGAGACUUGAUGAUGAUCACUGACAUCAGGUGGGAUAAAGUAGAUAUAUCCAUAUCUGUUAUCGGUCAAAUGAGUUGCUACAUAUCGGCAUAUUGGAUGGCAGCAGAAAAUCCAAAAUCAUGCAUCCCCACAAGAAACAAUUACGUAAUAACGUCAGACAUGUUUACAAACAUAUUUUAAACAACAGCCAAAACAACAUAUAUGCAAACCUUUCAGUUAAUUCCAAACCUCUUCCAGGCCUGAAAUCACUUUUACUUUCUCGUAACUUUCAGUAAUUUCAUGACUGUGUGAACUCUGACACUGUUUUCCUCCUGAAUACUGUUGGCUCACCUGACCUCAGAGGCCAGAGGAUUAUAACAUCUGAACGGAGCGUUCACACACAUCAUGAGACUUCGUUUAACUUUUGGGAGACGACGUCUCACGUUUAUUAUCGUGGUGUCUGAACAUGAAACCAACAAGACACACAAUCAGCUCACAGACAUGUUGAACUUCCUGUAACUCACCGUGUGUUACAGCACACAGGUACUCAUGACGUCACAUCACUGAUUAUUGAUCACUGAUCACAGUGUGACGCUCCAUCAGGUCACAUCAGACCGGGACUGCACCUCCCAUGAUGCACUGCUGCCACCUGCUGCCUGAGUGACGUCAUGAUAUUAAUGCUCAGAGCUUUAAUGAGCUUCAGUUUUUAUCUCAUUAAACUCUGGUUUGUUUUUAGUAAAUAUUAUUUAAAUGACGUCAUUCAUAUUAAAUCGUUUCAUGCAUACAGUUUGAACAAAUCGUGACCUCUCGGUGACCUCUGACCUGCUCAAAAUCUGGCUCUCUGAUUGGCUGAGCAGACUGACAGGUGAAGAUGGCGGCUCAGGUGUACGCCGUGCUGCUGCUGCUGCUGCUGCUCGGACCCUCGGCGGGUCCGGGUCUCUCCUCCUCCGAUCCCAGUCCGGACUCUGAACGCGGCAGGAUGCAGCUGCGGCGCGUGCAGGGCCUUGCCGCUCAGCCCAGGUACGGAGGAUGUUGGGCGCGAGCUCUGGAGCACCUAGACACGCGCUGCAGGGACAUGACGUCAGAGAGCCAGAGCCGGAUCGCGCUGAGCUUCACCUUCUGUCACCUGAGCAGCUCAGGCAGAGAUUUCCCAUCAUGCCCUGAGGGGUCAGAGGUCAGCAGGUGUACAGGUGCGAUGGACGCUGUGGCCUUUAACACCUACACAGAGUUCUUCACCCACACACACUCCAUCUGUCACUUCCUGCAGUCUGACGCCUGGCAGGGCCGAGCUGAGGACACCAUGCACAGGUUAACAGAGAGUUCAGCAGGUGUAGCUGAGCAGCUUCAGUCCACCAGGCAGAUGGCUGAGGACCUGAUUGAUGCCCAGACCGCUGCCUUACAGGCACAGCAGGAGAUCCUGAACAAUGGAGAGGAGCUGAGAGUCACCCUGAGAGACUCCACCCAGGGUCUGCGGUCGGUGUUCUCGGAGCUCAGCAGUGUCUCCAGGGAGCAGCAGGUGGCGCUGUCCGAACUCUUCAACAGAGUUUCCUUCCUGCAGAGUUUCCUGCUGAUGGAGGCUCACAGUCUGAGCUCCUGCUGCUACAACGCUGCUGCUCUCUGCACCGCCUUCCUCAUCACCUCCACCCAGCGCUCCUCCAGAGCCAGGCUGGUGUUGUUGAGUUUGGUGUGUUUAAACUUCUAUCUGGAGAGGAAGAUCUACCACUUUGUGAUAAACUCUGAUCAUCCUGAACACAAACACAUGGAGCUGGUCAGUGGGUAUGUGAGUGUGUUGCGGCGCUUCAUGGUGUGUGUUGGAGUGUGUGUCCUGCUGUGUGUGUGUGUUAGGUACAGAGACCCCCUGCAGCAGAGUCUGCAGGUGCUGCAGCAGCUCAGAGAGACACAGAGGAGCCUGCAGGAGGCGCUGCAGCACGCAGAGUGUCUGGGGAAUCAACCGAAGAAUCAGCCGCCACUGAAGAGGAGGUCAGAGGGCAGCAGAAGAGAGGAGGCGCUAAGGAGGAGGGAGGAGAUCAAAAGAGGAGAAAAAGAAGUGGAGGAGGAGGAGGAGGAGUGCAGCACACUGGUGUCUCCGCCCACAGACGACUCACACCUGUCUCACCUCACACACAUCGGUUGGAGCACCGACAGUUUUCUCAGCAGCACAGUGAACAGCUCCGCAGCUGACGUCACCCAGAAGCCGUAUGUUACCCACAAUGCCUCAGUGCUCAGUCCCACGACCCAGAAGGCCUCAGUGAGUCCAGGCAGGCGUCCUCGUCGCUCCUCUUCCUCCCGCCUCCCGUCCACCUCCUCCUCCUCCCCUCUGGUCUACAGCAUCCUGGUGGAGGAUAAACAGCCUCGUUACAGCCUGAGGAGCCGACGCUCAGAGACUCACUGAAGGAACGUCACACUUUGUUCUUUCUCUUUUGUAAAUUUUAAAC